CCGCUGAUAAAAAGGAACCCAUGGACUUUCAUAUCUUUUGGCGUGGCCCCAUCAAUGACAAGCUGUACCUGAGCGCACAUUCGUUCCUGUUUACUCAGCCCCUGGACAAGGCGCGGUUGCAUCUCUGGAUCGACUCUUCCCAUUUUCCCGAUGGUCUUCCGGAAGACUACACGAAGAAUGAGUUUGCAGCGCCCUUGGUUUCGAGGCCAAUGAACAAGUACAUUACUAUUCAUGCCUGGGAUCAAGAAGCCGAGCUUGCGUACUUGUAUGGAGGACUGCGCACGCCAACACUCGCACAGAAGAAACAACAAAGAGUCGGGCUCGAGGCGCUUUCAGACGAAGCUCGGUUUUUGAUUCUGAACUGCAACGGAGGAAUAUACCUUGACGCUGACGUCUUACUGCUGAAGGACAUGUCGCCGUUUUAUGAUGCCGGAGUCGAAUUUGCAUACCAAUGUAGUAAUACUGAAAUGUACAACAUCGCCAUCUUGCGCCUGUUUCCCGGAAGCACUGUCGCGAGGAGGAUCCUGGAUGGUGCCAAGGCUAGAGAGGCAGAGAUCAUGCAGAGGAAGUUAAGGGAGGAAUUUGAACGCCAGCAGGGGAACGGGAAAAGAGGCAGAGGAUGAAGAGAAGGAAGGCACAGUUAUCCAUGAAGAUAUUGCCACGAAAACUCCAGUUCUACACAAAGUUAGCGAGUUCGUCCGUCAAUCCAAGACUUAUAUCAAGAAAGUCAAAAUCCUCAAAGCGUCUGCCAAGUCCCAUAACGCGUUUAAUAGUUCCAGACUGUCCAAGCGCGCUGAGGCGCGACCAGAUGAGAUCUACCAUCCAGCACGUUUGCGUGCCUAUCUGGAUCCUUUGAACGGUGACCUUGAGGGUAACGGUCUGAUCAUGAUGCCCACCGCAUUCUUUGACCCACUCUGGCUACGUAAUGAUGGGGCAGAGAAUAAUGGCACCAUGAAUUCUGAAGGGAUGGUCGAGG
Gamsiella multidivaricata is the source of this 976-nucleotide messenger RNA. RefSeq lists its product as uncharacterized. The record is from RefSeq and is a predicted model, not a curated record. NCBI's taxonomy places the organism in Eukaryota, Fungi, Mortierellomycota, Mortierellomycetes, Mortierellales, Mortierellaceae. The transcript has a single exon. The coding region runs from base 21 to 623 and encodes 200 amino acids.